This is a messenger RNA of Schizosaccharomyces octosporus yFS286, 2310 nucleotides long. RefSeq names its product Hsk1-Dfp1 kinase complex regulatory subunit Dfp1. Gene Ontology annotation, cellular component: nucleus; Dbf4-dependent protein kinase complex. Gene Ontology annotation, biological process: regulation of cell cycle phase transition; positive regulation of nuclear cell cycle DNA replication. Lineage: Eukaryota; Fungi; Ascomycota; Schizosaccharomycetes; Schizosaccharomycetales; Schizosaccharomycetaceae. The transcript has a single exon. Gene Ontology annotation, molecular function: zinc ion binding; protein serine/threonine kinase activator activity; nucleic acid binding. The coding region runs from base 193 to 1833 and encodes 546 amino acids. The record is from RefSeq and is a predicted model, not a curated record.
UGGAAUACUAAGCUUUUUUAAAACUGUUACCUGAUAUAUGUUACUUCCAUAUACGAAGGAUGUUUUGUACUGUAAGAUUGAAGCUCCCCACUGCAACCACCGUCCGCAUAUAAACAAACCAGAAAACAACCAAAGUUGGCACAUAUAUAAGGGGAUAUUUGUGUCAUAUUAUAAAUAACAGAAAACUAUCUUAUGAAUUUAGAAAGAUGUCCUCUCGCACCUCGAUCAGCAAAUAUAAUUCCCCAGAAACAUGAAGGUGCUGUGAAGCAAAAGGUAGCUGCGGUGACGGAGGAUGCUCCCAACGAGCAGAAAAGGCCACAUGCUUUGGAAGAGAGUGUUUCUUCAGCUACGGUUGAAACAAAUAAUGAGAACUCCGUAACUACGACUCCAAAACAUCAGAAGGUAACAACUCCGAAGUCGUAUCGGAGGUCAGUAAAACGAGUAAAACAUGAUGAAUCUAUCGCUAAAGAAGUUCCUCAUAUGAAAACGCUUGAACCAAUUAACGAAGAAUUAAAAAACGUUGGUACCGAUGCUACAAAACUGGCUACAGCAAAGUCAACUACACAAAAGGCCAAGUUAUUAGAAUGGAAGCGACAAUAUAAGAAGGCUUUUCCAAAUUUUCGUUUUUAUUUAGAUGGAUUUGACUCUAAUCUCCAACAACGAGUUAAACGUCAAAUAGUUCAAUUAGGCGGUCAUGUGGAGACCUUUUUUUCUGGCAAUGUCACUCACGUAGUUACGACAAGAUCUAUACAGGACAUAGCGGCAAAGAAUUCUAAACAAGAUGUGCUCACCAAGGCACGUCAACUAAAUAUGAAAAUAUGGAGCAUGGAAAAACUGUGUAACCGAGUUUUAAAAACGCUUUUGGAAGAAGAUCCAUUUGCUCCUAGUUCCUCUCAAAAGCAAGGUAAUGAUCUAAGUUAUUUGCUUUAUGUUGAAAAGGUCCAAGGUACCAAUGAGCGUGAUUUGUCUGUACCACGGCAAGACUUUGUUCAUUUCAAAGGUCCGUAUCUGUAUGUUCACGAUAUCGCAAGUGCUUACAAGCCCAUUCUUCUUAGAGAAUGGCCUAAGCCAGUGAACGAUAAGGAUGUCCCUUGGCCCACCUUUCGCGCAACAAGUAUAGGCAGAUGCCCCUUUGUGCCUGAAAACAGACAACGAUUGAGUAUCAAUGCACAUACGGCAGCGACAGCCAAAGCUAAACAAGAUCAAUCACAAGAACAACAGCAACGCAUUCAAAGACAAUGUUCUCAGCAACCGCCGGCAAUUUCACGAGCUAACUCUUUCAAACUAUCUAUUCCAUUAUUAUCUAAUAAUGUUGGUUCUACCUCAAAUUCAAAUAGUGUAUCUGUUAAUGCUGAGAGUGCUCCUUUGCCAAAUACAAAUACUGGAUACCAUCAGCAGGAGCAGAUUCCAGCAAAACCAAAACCAUAUCGCAUGCUAGAUGAUGGCAUGCAAGCGUCCGGUAUUGUUCAGUCUAAUCUUACUUCAGCGGUAAUGUCAAAUAAUUCUAAUAUUCGUUCAGGGAGCGCAGCAGGUGUGCCUGUUGUUGCCAUUAAUGGACGAGAUAUAAAUGAACUUAAGAAAAGGAUAAUUCAACAAAAAUCCGGGGCACCAAACAAAGAGCAAGGUUACAAGAACAUGCUUCAUAAUGCUAAUCAAAGAAAAAUUAGAAUUGACCCAAAACCUGGUUAUUGCGAGAACUGUCGAGAGAAAUUUGACAACUUUGAAAUGCAUAUUCGAGGUAGGCGCCAUCGGAAAUUUGCUGAGAACGAUGAAAAUUUCAAAGAAUUGGAUGAGCUAUUUGAGCUUGUGCAGCGACCUUUUCGUCCGCUGUGAAAUAUCAACUUGGUUGAUGUAUAAAUUUAUGCCAUUUUAUCUUAGUGCUCAGUUAGAGUUUUGUCGCUUUUUAUGUUUAAAUAUUGUGUUGAACUAUUAAUUCUUGAUUUGAAACACAAUGGUGAAGCUGGAGGCUUACACGGUGAUUUGUCGAUUCCUUUUCUACAUGCAUUCAUUCUUUUUCUAAUAUAACUAUAUAUACGUAUUUCCUGAUCUAACAGUGGUUACGAUUCUAUCUCUGUGAUUUAACAACCAUCUAUCUUUUCGAAGAUUUAACGAACGAUUUAUAACUAUUUUUUUAAUGAAUAUGGGACUAUUCAUAGGAUGCUAUGAAGGAUUACAAUCCUUUUAUGGCAAUAUGACUUUUGAAUGCAAAAGUCAACAUACAAUUACGUGCUCGUCGGUUGUAGCAUGUUUCAAUAGCUGAAAAGCAUAAUACUUGUAUAUAUCUAUUGAAUAUGCGGGCAAUUUGGGAAA